Messenger RNA from Stegastes partitus (bicolor damselfish), 2735 nucleotides. It is a transcript of the gene kdelr3, whose product is annotated as KDEL endoplasmic reticulum protein retention receptor 3. Gene Ontology annotation, cellular component: membrane. The record is from RefSeq and is a predicted model, not a curated record. Gene Ontology annotation, molecular function: ER lumen protein retrieval receptor activity. Lineage: Eukaryota; Metazoa; Chordata; Actinopteri; Pomacentridae. The coding region runs from base 1134 to 1781 and encodes 215 amino acids. The transcript is spliced from 5 exons. Gene Ontology annotation, biological process: protein retention in ER lumen.
UUUAUUUUACACUUCCACGCUUAUAUUUCCCAGAAUGUUUUUCUUACAGAGAAUCUAAAAACGUUCUUCUUAAAACAUUUGCUGAAUGUUGCGUUGAGAACUCCUUUCAUUUGCCAUCAUGUAAACCUGUGGAAAUGCUUUCUAGGAGAACGUUCUGUAAUGUGUUACCUCAACAACAUCCUCAAAACACUGCAGGCAAAAUCUUUGUCAAUACGUCACAUUACAGAAACACUUUCUGUCAUCUGCAGCCUCGAUAACAUCUGGAAAACAUUUUUUGUUUAAUCAUGUAAGAGGCUCUGACAGCACUCUGAAUGUUGUAAUAAAAACACUUUUAAUCUUAUAGGAACAUUAUUUGAAAUGUCAAAUAUCCUCAAAACAUUUUUUGAACAUUAAAGUGUUUUCUUUGAAACCUUAUUGGAACUUUUAGGUAAUGUUAGCCAGUGUUGUGGGAACAUUCUCUGCUUGCUGUUGGUUUGUUUUCAUUCAUUGGCUUUGCGACUCUUUAUUGCCUGCAGCUUGUCUCCACCUGCUGCUUAUCCAGAACACCACCUCUGUAGGACGCAUUACUUCUAUUUGCAUCACCAUUAAAUAAAAAAUAAAAAACAUACAGGAAAUACCGCGAGGGAGUUUACUUUCCAAAUAAAACAGUGUAGCGUUAAAAAAAAUACAAAAUAAAAAAACAACGAUUUGCCCGGAAAAACACGACCAAUGUUAAACAUGUGUUGAAUGCAUUUGUGAAAAUCGCCGUUUUCAAAUUUAAUUGAGUUAAACUCUCAAAAGGAGGAGUUUACUAACGCGAGUUUUACUUUGAAAACCGGAAGUUGAGAGGGAUGCAGCGGUUGGCGCGCGGGUAACUUGACGCUGUCAGCCACGUCACCUCCUCUGAAGCGACUUUCCUGAAGAACCGCAGCGCUCGGAGCGGAAAACCCUCUGGUUUGUGUGUUUACCUGCGCACGUCUAGACGCCCAGACAGCCAGCCGUGUGACGGACGCUCCAGCCUCCGUUCUCCGCCUUUUUGAAACCCUCACCGACGGCUCGCUGGUUGGAUUUUCACGGCUGAGCUCCUUCGGACUCCUUCGGACGCGUCAGGCCCGUCAGGAGUUUCUUUAAGUUUCUUUAAUCGCUGAAGCAGGAUGAACAUCUUCCGUCUGGCCGGUGACGUGUCACACUUGGUGGCAAUCAUCAUCCUGCUGCUGAAGAUAUGGAGGUCCAAGUCCUGCGCUGGAAUCUCUGGGAAGUCCCAGGUGCUGUUUGCUCUUGUUUUCUCCACCAGAUACCUUGACCUGUUCACGGUCUUCGUUUCUGUUUACAACGUGGUCAUGAAGGUGGUGUUCCUGGCGCUGUCCUACGCCACCGUGUACCUGAUCUACAUGCGCUUCAGGAACUCGUACGACUCGGAGAACGACACGUUUCGCGUGGAGUUCCUGCUGGUUCCUGUCAUCGGCCUGUCCUUCCUGGAGAACUACGCUUUCACCCCGCUGGAGAUCCUGUGGACCUUCUCCAUUUUCCUGGAGGCGGUGGCCAUAAUGCCGCAGCUCUUCAUGAUCACCAAGACGGGCGAGGCGGAGUCCAUCACCACCCACUACCUGUUCUUCCUGGGCCUCUACCGAGCCCUCUACAUCGCCAACUGGGUGUGGCGCUACCACAUGGAGGGCUUCUUCGACCAGAUCGCCGUGGUGUCCGGCGUCGUGCAGACCAUCUUCUACUGCGACUUCUUCUACCUUUAUGUCACGAGGGUGCUUCGAGGAAAAGGGAAGAUGAGCCUGCCGAUGCCGGUCUAAGAGCGUGCGCCGUGCAGCCUCCCGCCUGUGCCUGCUUCAGUUCCAUAUCUGAACACAGACCUUGGCCUUCAACCGAGCUUAGCAAAGGGACUAAUGGUCUGGCUUCACUCUGGAGACCAACAAGAAAGCGAUUCUCUGUCUGAUUGGUACUUUGAGUGUGGCUCUGUGUGUUCGCAAAAGUGUGUGUGUGUGUGUGUGUGUAUAUGCGCUGUGUAUGUUUUGUGUUUUUUUUUUUAAGUCCAUGAGAUGCGACACUGGAAAUGUGUCCCCGGUGUGCACAGGAAGCUUAAAUGCAGUCACGUGUUUGCCCGUAGUUUUCAUUUUUUAUUAGGAGCCUCGAGUGAUUCUGGAGACACUUAAAUUACCAUCAGAUCAACACUAACUGUCCACAAAAAUGUCCCUAAUGUUGCAGUUUGCGUAGCAGGUGGACUGAAUGCAGCUUUAGUUUCCUGUGUUACAGCUGUAAGAGUCCCCAGAGCUUCAAAGGUUCCUCCUCCAUCGCCGUCACUACAUCCGACAGUCUUAGCCAAUAUUCGAGUGUUUGUAAAAUUUCUUCCACAAAGUGUCUUCCUCCUCUUUAUUGUCAGAAACUCCCCGAAAAGCUUCAUUCUUUCAUCAUCAUUAUUAUUAUUCAGUAUGUUACUGUUUGUGUUUGUUCCUUGUCUUUUAUACUCGGUGUAUUUCUUCCUGGCAGAACUAAAGGGCUCAAUAUGUCGUCACGAAGCCAAAGAUGGAACAGCUGCAACGUCGCGGUUAAACUUUUUUUUUUUUCUUGCGUCUCUCCUCUGUUAUUACCUGAUUGUGUUUUUUUGUGUCAGGGGUAAAAAUGGGAACAUUUCUGUAAGAGACUAACCUAUUUUUGACAAAUACAAACGUGUUAGUCGCAGGAUGCUGAAUUGCACACGACUUUUAUGACUUUGCCUUUUAUUACACCAUGAAUUUUCCAAGCUCAAA